UAAAGAAAAAAGGAGUCAGAUUAGUUUUAAAAUUGAUGAUGCACUUUGACGUGUAGUUGUAGAGCAUCAAAUUUCAUCUUCCAAUUUUCUCAACGCAUCUCUGUUUCAGUCAACCUUCCUCAGAAUUGCAGAUCCAUUUGUCAUUCCAAGAUUAUUAGUGACCAUGGAUGUGGUUGGUAAUAGCAUAGGGGUUGUUCGUUUCUUAUGGGCGUCCCUCUCAAGGCAGUUCUACUAUUUGUGGAGUUUUGAACAGAAUCUUGAGAUGUUGCACUGCAAAAUGGAAGAACUAAUUGCUCAAGAAAAUGAUAUCAACAUGGAGAUCAAUAGAGCAUUGGUGCUCCAGAAGAAGGUAAAAAUUGAGGUGGAGAUAUGGCUUAAAAAUGUGGAAAAGUUUAAAAAUGAAGUGAGUGGUAUUGAAACUGAAAUCAAUGAAAAUGCCAGGUGCAUGAGUGGGUGUUCCCCCAAUUAUUAUUCACGUUACAAAUUGGGCAAACUACUUGCAAGUAAAACUCCAUAUGUGACUGAGCUUCAAGUGAAGGGAGCAUUUCCAAAUGGGGUGUUUGUUGACAUGUUGCCAGAUAAUGGAAGAAUACUACCAACAACAAAGUUAACCGGCAGAACAACUGAGAAGAUUUUGCAUGUGAUUUGGGAAUGUUUGGUAGAUGUCAAUAUAAGCAAGUUAGGGGUCCAUGGGAUGGGGGGUGUCGGAAAGACAACCAUCAUGAUGCAUAUAAAUAAUCUACUCAAUGAAGCUCAGAUUUUUGAAUGUGUCAUUUGGGUGACUGUAUCAAAAACUUUCAACUUGGAGAAAUUGCAAAAAGACAUUGCUAAUGCAAUAGAUUUGGACCUCUCCGAUGAUGAAAAUGUGAUUAAGAAAUCUGCCAUAUUGCUUGAACAUUUGCAGAGGAGGAGAAAAUUCAUUCUUAUCUUAGAUGAUUUGUGGUACAGAUUUUCUUUAGAAGAGGUGGGCAUCCCACAGCCAAAUAGAGAGAAUGGUUGUAAGUUAGUAGUUAUUACUCGACUCAUGGAAGUUUGUCGUGGCAUGGAGACUCAGAAGGAAAUAAAGGUCAAGCUCUUGUCGAAGGAGGAAUCAUGGGAUUUGUUUAUUGAUAAAGCAGGGGCUGACGUAAUUCUUUCUCCUGAAUUAGAAUCGAUUGCAAAGCCAGUAUCAGAAAAGUGUGGACGUUUGCCGCUAGCAAUCAUUACUGUAGGACGUGCAAUGAGGAAAAUUGACAAUUUAAGAAUCUGGAAAAACGCAUUAGACGAGUUGGAAAGCUCAAGGGGAGAAAUAGAAGGAAUGGAAGAAGGUGUCUUUGCACGUUUGAAAUUUAGUUAUGAUCAGUUAAAGAGUGACAAAACCAAAGCUUGUUUCUUAUAUUGUGCAUUGUAUGCUGAGGAUUACAAGAUUGAUAUUGAGGAGCUUAUAGAGUAUUGGAUGGCAGAAGGAUUGAUUGAUGAGGUUGGAAAUAGGGAAAUUGAAAUCAACAAGGGAUAUGCGGUGCUUAAUGAGCUCAUAGAUGCUUGCUUGGUAGAGAGUGUUGGAACAGGGUGGGUAAAAAUGCAUGAUUUGGUGAGGGAUUUGGCAAUCAAGAUCACGAGGGAGAGUCCUCGGUUCACGAUCAAAGCUGGUAUGGGAUUGAAGACCUUUCCAAGUGAAUGGAUGCAAAAUGUUGACAGGAUCUCACUAAUGGAGAACAAUAUUAACGUUCUUCCAAGUCAUCCCAAUUGCCCGAAUUUAUCUACCUUGCUUCUGCAAAAGAAUCCUCUUUCUAAGUGCAUCCCUAUUUCAUUCUUUUCGGACAUGUGUAGCCUUAAAGUUCUAGACCUAUCCGGUACUCUUAUUGAGUCACUACCAGAGUCACUUUCAAACUUACAGUGUCUUCAUGCCCUCUUAUUACGCUUCAGUGAGUUAAAGGAGCUACCUUCAAUAUCAAUGCUUAAGGAGUUGAGGGUCUUGGAUCUGUCAUACACCCUUUUGGAAAAAUUACCCAGUGAUAUGGAAGGCUUGGUAAAUCUAAGGCGUCUUGAUCUGUCUUACACUGAAGAAUUAAACAUGUUCCCUGGUGGAGUAAUCCCCAAGCUGUCUCGUCUUGAAAACCUAUCAAUGUUCAAAAGCAAGUGGAGAUGGUCACAAAAAUUACAAGAAAUGGGUGAAGGGGCAGAUUUUAUAGAAAUCACAAGCUCCCCACAAUUAACCAAUGUUGGACUUUCCUUUGUGAACCUUCCUAGCUUCAUUUGCUAUGUGAGAUCUAAGCAUUGGAAAGUCCUGAAAAGCUACCACAUUGGUGUAGGGAUUCUGUCAAGCUUUGCACCUAUUUCCAAGGAAACUUUUAGUGUGGAAAUUCAAGGUUGUCACAUCAUUGGCGAUAACUGUUUCAUUGAGCUCCCCAAAAACACUCAGCAAUUGGCCAUUCAGGGUUGCCACGAUAUUGAUGUUCUAUCAAAACUGUCACUCAUUUCCAACUUGAGUGAUCUGAAAGAAUGUUAUGUGUCAAGUUGCAAUGGUUUGGAGUUCAUCACAUUGGCAGAUGUGAACCCUUUUCCAAGUCUAGAGAGAUUGGUCCUCCGGAAACUAUCCAACUUGAAAGCUAUUUGCCUUGGAAAUGUGGUAGCUUGUGCCCCAGUAAGGUUGAAAACCUUGCAUAUUUACAAUUGCAAUAACCUGAAAAUCCUAUUCUCGGUCGAGCUUUUGCAACAGCUCCCAAACCUUCAAGAAUUCGAAGUAUGGAAUUCCCAUUUGAUUGAGGAGAUAGUUGGAGAAGAGAGUAGCAGUGGAGUCAAUAGCAAUACCUCUCCAGCAGUAACACUUCCAAGGCUUCGUCGCUUGUAUCUUUCUACUUUACCAGAGUUGAAAUGCAUCUCUAGAAGGGUGUUUAUUUGUGAGUCACUAGAAACUAUUGAUAUAUGGGAUUGUGGGAACUUAAGGAGGCUUCCAUUCUCCAUCAACUACCUUCCAUCCUCCCUCAACCAUAUUAAGGCAAACAAAAAGUGGUGGGAUGAGUUGAACUGGGAUGAACCUAGUUGCAAGCUUCACUUGCAACCUUUUUUCAGGGAAGAUCACUGACAGGAAAACCCAAAAUAAACAUCAUUCUUAGGUCAUCAUGGGUUCAGUUUCAUUGAUGACACAUUCAUUCAAGUACAAGAUUUGAUAAGGAACUCGUCCAAACUAUUCGCUAAGUUUGUCUCUUUAUGUGGCACUCGUCUUGACUGUUUGUUUGUUUGUCUUUAUGGGAUGAAGCUGAAUUCAAACAAGAUAUGAAUAUUUUGUUCUUUGUUGAAGUGGGAAGCUUUGAUAUCUGUACUGAUUCUUAAACCAAUACAGGAAUCAGUUGAAGUUUGCAAAUGUAAAGCACAGGACACCAGUGACGGCAUGUUGUGGUGAGCUUUCCCUUUUUACUGAUAUCAGAUUAAAGCACUUUGGAUGCAGGGCAUUUCUACGCAUAAUGGCAAAGUAUUCUUCUUUGUUAGCACAUGAAAAAUAUGAUCAACUUCAAUUCAACUCGGGCUUGGACAUCUGGAAUUAUGUUAGCCAACAACAAUCACCCAUGAAUUCAACUUAGUCUUGUGGAUCUCUGAAAACAUUACAGCUUCACACAUUCCAACGGUUGCUAGCUCAUUUUGUGUCUGAAAAAUACAAUGCAUUUACAAGCAUUGUUCACGCCUUUUUGCUGGCUUGUUUCGCAGCCUCUUCCAGAAUUCCAUCGGUUGGAGCUCUACGUAUUUUUCCCAUUUGACAAUGGAUGAUCGCUCUUGUUUAGGUGGCUGGUUUAUUUAUUGUUUUUCUUUUAAGUUGUUUUCUGGUAUUUUGUAGUGGCUCUUAGAUGUUUGAUGAUUUAAUGCACUGAGCUUUGAUGUACUCAAGCUCCUUUUAUCAAUGAAGUUCUUUCCUUUUUCCCAAAAAAAAAAAAAAAAAAAAAAAAA
This is a messenger RNA of Camellia sinensis, 3921 nucleotides long. Its product is annotated as disease resistance protein At4g27190. The record is from RefSeq and is a predicted model, not a curated record. NCBI's taxonomy places the organism in Eukaryota, Viridiplantae, Streptophyta, Magnoliopsida, Ericales, Theaceae. Gene Ontology annotation, molecular function: ADP binding; protein binding.